Choloepus didactylus (southern two-toed sloth) is the source of this 2742-nucleotide messenger RNA. It is a transcript of the gene TAL2, whose product is annotated as TAL bHLH transcription factor 2. Gene Ontology annotation, biological process: regulation of transcription by RNA polymerase II. Bases 451 to 879 code for a protein of 142 amino acids. The transcript has 2 exons. Gene Ontology annotation, molecular function: DNA-binding transcription factor activity, RNA polymerase II-specific; RNA polymerase II cis-regulatory region sequence-specific DNA binding; protein dimerization activity. Lineage: Eukaryota; Metazoa; Chordata; Mammalia; Pilosa; Megalonychidae. The record is from RefSeq and is a predicted model, not a curated record.
GCGGGCCGUUCAGGGCGCCAGUGCGUCUCCGGGAGUGACUCCCAGGCCCACGGCGGAGGCGACACUUCAGCCACGAGAUGCUUUGCUAGCAGUGUCAAGAACUGAUUCUUUGGCAGGACACUUCGCAGGGCUAAAUAUCCCCAGAUCUGUUCUUCAUGCAACGUGGUGUCAAGAUCCAUUGUCAUCCUGUUCAUUCUCCUCUAAACGUGGUCUAGCCUGGAUAUUUUACCUCUUACCCAGGAGGGUCCAACCCUCCAAGUGAGGCCCUCUGCUGUUCUAGCUCCUUCAUUCCAAACACUACUUUAUGAGUGAAACCCAGGAUCUCAGAUUUUUCCCCCUUAAGAAUCCAUAAUCCACUGUUUCAUAUGCAACUCCCUACUGGAGAUAUAUAUAUAUAUUUCCACAUAUGUACUCAGUCCUGUCGUGAAACUGGUUCUGAACAACUAGGAGAUGAAUUUUCUAAAAUCUCACGAAGAGCUGCCGCCUCAGGUUCCUGGCAGGACGUGCAGUCCCCGAGGCUUCUUUCACGGUGUUGUCCCUCGGGACCCUUUCUCUUUCUCGUCUCAGGCACCAGGCAUGACCCGGAAGAUCUUCACAAGCACGCGGGAGCGGUGGAGGCAGCAGAACGUCAACAGCGCCUUUGCCAGGCUGAGGAAGCUCAUCCCCACUCACCCGCCAGACAAAAAGCUGAGCAAAAAUGAAACGCUCCGCCUGGCCAUGAGGUACAUCAACUUCCUGGUCAAGGUCUUGGGGGAGCCGGGCCCGCAGCCGGCGGGAGUUGCUGCGCGGGGAAAGCUUCCGGGGCUCUUCCCCUGGGCACCCCACGUGCCUGAUGGCGGCCGGGGUCCUCCGCCCGGCCCGGGCUGCCACGUCCCCUAGCGCCGCUCGGCGUCCUCACCCGGGCACCCCGGGUUCAGAAGUCACUGGCUGUCCACAGUCUUUUGUUUGUUCCAGAGUCAAUUUGAUGAAUGAUUUGUGAGGCAAGAAUUGACCCUUCGUAGUACAUUCCUCAGGGGCAGCCACAGGGAGCCGAGGCCAAGACGAAUGGCAUUUUGGAAUCCGCCAUGCCCCGCUGCAGUUGACUUUAUGUAUCUGGUUCUUGACUUUAUGUAUCUGGGUUCUCCGUCAGAUGUUUGAGAAGAAAACACAAAAGCCUGUGAUAAAAAAGGUUUCAAAAUCAUUGUUUUACUCUAUAAGUUAUAAGAAAGGAGUUUUCACUGAAUGGGUCUCAGAUGGAUGAACAGAAAAUGCUUCUCUUCGAAUAUUUUUUUUGAAGUUUGUUUUGCAAAAUGAGGCCCUGUUGAUCAAGGGUGAACAAAAUAAAUUUUAAGUUCAACGAAUGAAAAGAAAGCCCCUGAAGAAACCAACCUGGGAGACUUGGGAGGAAAUCUCCUGAGGUGUGAGGGUGACAGGAACCCAGAACAUAAACGUGGAGGAGCUUUGCAUCCUUGAAUCGCUAUGGAAACAUGAGGUGUUACUGGUAUUGAGACAUUGAUGCUUUACAGACACCAUCUGUAAAGCCAAACAGUGCAUAUCUGUUAGAGGAAAAGACUGGAUAAUUAACAAAUUAAACUUCAUUGUACUCUUAUGAAAAAGAGUUAGUUAAAAUGGGUUAGCUAACCCCUUUGUUUCACAUGCCAGGAUUAAAACUAAUAACUCUGCCUGAGUUCCUGCUGAUUGAAGACAUUAUUUAUUCUUUCCUCUGACAUUGAAUCAAAAUAACACUUUUCAUAUUAGGACUGUUUUAAUGUGUUGCCAAGGAAGGCAGAAAGGUUCUCUUUGUGACUUUACUGCACUUUUCUGUAAAAGUGUGUACGACAAAGAUUUUUUCUGAUGAAGUGUAACAGAGUACUCCUGGAAAGGCUGAGAAGUUUGAGUUACUGUUUAACUCUGUGAGAGGGAUAAUUAAAGAAAUCCUGCAGGGAAUCCUUUGAUAAAUAAAAGAGCCUGUAAAAUACUACUUUAUGUAACUCACCUAUUCAAAUUAUUUCUUUUGCAAGCUUGUAUUUUUGUAUAUCAACUUGUGUUUGGUUAAAGUGACUGUCAAAAGGAAUUCUCGUCAUGUAUAAACCAGGUGACCUUAACAAGGUGUCCAUGAGACUGGAAGUUAAUUCAAAAGUCACUCUAGAGUCUUCCUUGGUGACCUGCACCUGGACAUUGCAGUAGGGAGAAUUUAUGGUGCAAACCCACCAUAGUUCACUAGAUCAUAAUCUCUUCAUGGAAUUUUUUGAGUCCCACAGAAAAGUUUUGGCAGUUUAUAAUAUAACCUGUGCUAUUGUUUUGCUUGAAAAGAGGGACAUGUUUCAUCUGCUGGGGACACCAUUGGAAACUUCUGGAACCAGGCAUAAACAGGUCCAUUGAUUCAUAGAAUGUCAGAACUGAAAGAUACUUUUGAGAUCUGCUAAUUCCACCCCCUCAUUUUACAGAGGAGUAAACAAGUUCAGAGGGUUAUAACGUGACUUUCCCCAGGUCACAUGGAAACCCAGGAUGCAAGGCAAAUUCUCCUGACUGUGUCUAGUCUAUCGACAGCCCUGUUCAGCCACCGAGGAUUUUAGGAUUGAAAAUAGACAAGUGCUUUAUCAUCCUGCUUAGCUCUUUCCUAUAGCAUUUGGGAAUCUUCCUCAUGUUCCGCUUUUAUUGAAAUUGAAUUAUUGUGCUUUGUAGAAUGUGAUUAGAUGUAUCAAACCAAAGAUUUUAUUUAUUGAUGUCUUGUGAAUUUUUAACCAUUAAUUAUAAUCUAUU